UGUGUGUAUUAUAGGCAAGGUAAAACGCUGCCCUAUUGCCAAGCCUGUUCAGUCUAAAACGUACCGUUUCAUCGUUCGUUAUAAUUAAUAAAAAAAAAUCGCGCAGUCUUGUUGUGCGUGUAGAUUUUUCAAAAAGUCGAUAGCCCACGUUCGAUUCGCAAUUGAUUAGCGCUCGCGGUCCCAAUAUAGGCUCGGACACGCCGAAGAGAGAGAGAGAGAGAGAGAGAGAGAGUGUACAACACUCUCCGAUCUACACGCGUGCGCGUGUACUGAGUACUAACCACCAUCACACGCAGUCAGUGCAGCCCGUAUAUAUAGUUAUACACAGGAUAUACUAUGAGCCAGAGCGAGAUAGAGCAACGACGAGGACCAGCCGCUAGAGCGAGAGGGAGCCGGAAAUGAAGAAAUGGCGGAGCAGCAGCGAGUGCAUUCAACGGACGGGCAGCCGUAGCAGCAGCUCCUCUUGGGACGCCUAGCCUCUGAGAGCGGACCGCGUGCGGCCGACGCUCCGGGCCCCGCGUCCUCUUCGUCGUUUUCCUCUUCGCUGAUUCAUUGCACCGUAGAGAGCCGUCGUGGAGUCGGUGCAUUACUCACUCGUCUCUAUAGAAGAACAUACACGCAGCGGCUGGAGACUCCGGAGAGUCUCUCGACUCCAGUCCAGGACGAUAAUAUCGCAGACUUCGCCAAAGUCGUGCUGCGGGCUGACUCACGCGGCUGCUGCCUGAUAUAAGCGUAUAAUAGGGCCUGCGCUCCCGCGUUAAUUCAGUGUGUACGAGCUUCUGAUAAAGGCGAGGUUCUGGGAAGAACGCGGAUUUGUUUUUGUGGCUUUUGUCCUUAUGCAGCGCUGGGAGAUAAGCAAUGAUGGCUCAUCCGGGCCAAGGACUAGCCUGCGAUAGUCAAUAGGACAUUUGGAGCUACACUGAGUUGAGCUAGUGAGAAUUUCACCUGUAACUAACUUUUCGAUGCUGAUAUCGUUGAUUGAUUGCAAUUUUUAUUAUCUCGUGGAUUCAAUCUAUUUGAUAUAAGAAUAUAUAAGUCAUUCACGUUGGCUGAUUAGCUGCUCCAUUUGAAAUGUUUGACUUGCUCUAAUGUUAAUGUUCUUAAGAAUACCACCACAGCCAUGGACGAAUGUAUGCUAAAUGACCUGCUGGAGUGCUCCGUGUGUUUAGAGCGCUUGGACACUUCCAGCAAAGUAUUACCCUGUCAGCACACCUUCUGCAAGAAAUGUCUCGAGGAGAUAGUCAGUACUCAUAGGGAACUUCGAUGUCCUGAAUGUCGAGUCCUUGUCAGUGCUAAAGUAGAUGACCUUCCACCUAAUGUACUCCUUAUGAGGAUCCUUGAGGGCAUGAGAAAUGCUACUCCAAAGGGAAAUAAAACACCACAGAGACAUCAUGCACCACAGAGAUUACUAGGUGGCCAUCAGGUUACUCCAAGCAGUCCCUCUAUCACACUCAACCCACCAAUUGCAAUAGUAACACCAGAGUCUGCACACCAAAUCAAUGUAGCUGCUAAGCAAGUUCAUCUUCAUAAUCGACCUUAUGGCCGUGCCAUUUAUGAUUAUAUUUCCAAGGUUCCAGGAGAUUUAAGCUUCAGAAAAGGAGAUAUCAUUAUUUUAAGAAAAAAAAUUGAUAACAAUUGGUAUCAUGGAGAAUGUGGAUCAAACCAUGGAGUUUUUCCUUUAUCUUAUGUUCAAGUGAUGACUCCUUUGCCUCCACAUGUUCCUCAAUGUAAAGCUCUCUAUGACUUCAGGAUGUCAAAUGAUGAAGAGGAUGGUUGUCUUACAUUUAACAAGGGAGAAGUUAUUAGCGUCAUUAGAAGAGUGGACGAAAACUGGGCAGAAGGUAAACUUUUGGAUCGGAUAGGUAUUUUUCCUCUGGCUUUUGUAGAGUUGAAUAGCGUUGCCAGAGCAUUAAUGAAACUUUCCACAAAUGUACAACCGGGACCAUCAAGAGUUGCACCACCGACUCCGACGAACGAAGAAACUACUCCACUUAUACCCACCGAUCACACGCGGACAGUUCAAGCCUCAAACCAACCCAGACAGCAGGCUACUGUGAAACAAUUACAGAAUCCCGCGCUGCCAGUAUCAGACUCAAGCUCGAACGUAUCGUCAGGCGGUUCAUCAACAACAACCUCAUCGCCCGUGAUAACAAGCCCAAGCUCGAGCAGCUCUAGCACAACGCCAAGUAGUCCCAGUAGCCCAGCCAUAUCGCCCCCAACGGUGGCUAAUCGUCACAGUACAAAGAGACACAGUUUUACAGCAGUCAACAGCGCCCAUCAACCUCAACCACAGCAUCGACACAGCGCUGAGAUUUUAAGUCUAGCAGUUGACGCUGCACUCGCUGGUGCCGAGGCUGCUACUAAUGAUCCCGCUUUUACUUCAAGCCAGACAAGCGGUAGUGCAGGUGACCAAAAUCCACGUCACAAGCGCAGUGGUAGCAGCGACCUGGUGCUUUCACAGGCGUCAUCGAUGACCAACAGUGCACCUGCAGGUUCCUCAAGUGCUUCGUCAUCAGGAGCUACAGCAGCCGCAGCUUCGGGUGUUGGAAGUAACUUACCGGCAGCUUACAUCGCGUUGUAUCCUUAUAAGCCACAAAAAGCCGACGAAUUGGAGCUCCGCAAGGGCGGAAUAUACAUGGUUACCGAGAGAUGCCAAGAUGGCUGGUUCAAAGGCACAUCCAAUCGUACACAGAAGUGCGGCGUUUUCCCGGGAAAUUAUGUUGCGCCAGCUAAAUGUCAGCGAGGAGUAUGCAGAUCACCCAGCACUGUACCUCUCCAGAAUAGUGCUAGUGGUACCAGCAGCAGUGCAAGUAAUAUCGUACCAGCUUCUCAACCGAGUAACGCCAGUAGUGAACCUCGUAUGCCAGUUACUUACACUAAGGUCAAAGGUGCGGCUCCGCAGCCAUAUAAGUUGCCCCCGCCAGAGCUUCCACCUCGGGCUUUGAGUCCUGGACCGGCCGGCAGCUCGGCCGCUUGGCAUAGCCCUAGACAACAGCCCAAUCAAACCCAGAGCCCGCCAAGGCUACCCGAUCAGACUGUUCCUGUUGCUGCUGCUUCAAUCGGUAGAAGUCACAGCGCUGUUAUGCCCUCUAUUUUUACUUCACCAGGUAAACUGCCACUUGUCACGACAACUGCUGCUACUGCAUCGUCACUUGCUACUACAACUUCUGUUAGUGAUGCAAGUAAGAGUCCUAUCAAUACUGCGCACGCGGCUACCGCUUCUGCAAGCGCUUCUUCGUCGACUGCUACACCAAAGUCCACGGAAAAAGUAAGAAUUGUAAAGGAAAAGAAAGAGAAGGGAGUUUCGCUGAUGCGGCGUUUGACGAAUAUCAAAAAGUCAAAGUCUCCUCCGCCGUCAACUUACUCAAUGGACAAUCCAGUCUUCGACGAUGGCAACGCGGGUCAAUCUUUGUCGAUUAACCCAAUUCACGUUCGAUCAGGGUCGUGCCCGAGUCAAUUGCUCCAGGUGGGAUCCCCGCAGGACAUAAACGCUUCCACGAACAGCCACCACCGCAUGUAUCCCAGCCAGGGUCACGUCACAACCUCACAGCGAGUGAAGCACAAGGAGAGACCCUCCUUGCCCGUGACCUUCCUUCAGAGGUCUGGCGAGUCGGGUGGCAUUAUCACCGGCACAAUGAGCAAUCAUCACCGCAAAAGCAAUUCAUUGGACGCAGGCACUGGCAAGCAAGUGAAGCAGCAGCUUUCAUCAAGGGAUCGCGAACGCAUGUACAGAUUCCGUUGCAUUGUUCCCUAUCCGCCCAACAGCGAGUUUGAGCUAGAACUGCGUGUUGGCGAUAUAAUUUACGUGCACAAGAAGCGCGACGAUGGCUGGUACAAGGGUACGCAGCAACGCACAGGCCGCACCGGUCUCUUCCCAGCUAGCUUCGUUGAAGCCUUCUGAGAUCCGUGCAAGCCCUCCGUACUCCUCGAGACUUGUAUAUAAUUUCAAAUGCCAGAGGAGACGCUAUAUUCUACUCGAACAUACUUGCGGAAUUGUAUCUUGGGCGAGUAAGGAUUGUCUUGCCAUCCGUGAUGCGAAUCCAGUUUUCGCAAGAGGGUUUGUAAGGUAGCUUUAUUUGGAUUUUUUAUGCAUGAAACUGGAGUUCGAACUCUGGUCUUUGAAUGAAAUUUCGUUGUUUGGAAAUGAAUGUAAGUGAGUCAUGAGAGACAAGGCACCGCGAGCUUUAUUUUAAUUAAUUAACGCAUAUCAUGGGCGAAUACUUUCUAACGUUUUAUGAUACUCUGUAAACAACGUUUCUCUUCUAUUUAAUAAGAAGUGCAAUCAUAAUUUUUUUUACUAGAUAUUUUUGUUCACAAACGUACAGUAUCAAAGCGGUGCCGAAUGUCCUAUUAAUCUACUAGGGGCGAACGCUCACUCGAAAGUCUAGACUAAUAAAACUGUACUCAAAUUUUUUCAUACACUGUAAUGAUUGAAGAUGAAAUGAAGGGGAAAAAAGAAGACCAUACAGUGCAAUGUGAUACCCGCACAGAUUAUAGUGAAUUAUACUCGCCGCGAGCUUCGUCAGUUGACGUUAAAUAUAGGGAAAAAUACAAACUGCCAUGAAUACGUAUACAGAAGUAGACAUGACUGGUAUUAUAUGAUAAUAUUAACAAUUGCAACACUAGAAAAUUAAUAUUAUUGGUAAUAGUAAUAAUUAUGAUAAUGAUUCUAAGUGUUGAAUUUUCGUGCAAUGUUUGUACUGCCAUUAAAAUGUGUUACGUUAUUUGGCUCCUCAUUUGAAUUUCUGGAUUGAAAAAAAAUGUGCUUUUAUCACUGUUUGUCUCGAAGAGACACUGUUGUUGUUUCUUGGAUUUAUUGUGUCAUGUACGUUAUUGUACAAGCUAACCAAGAACGUUUUCCGUGACUUCGUAUUAAUUCUUAGGUAUUCUGCAAUUUUUUAAGUAUUCAUUUUUGAUAAAUACUUUUUAUUAUUCUACUGUCGAGGAAGGCAACGAGAUUCUCUUUCGUUAUAGGUACUGUACAUAUUACACAUAUGUAUUCCGCGCAUCGAAAAAUAUAACCAAUCACAAACUAUGAUUGUGCUUCCAGUGUUCACUCGUCAGUAUUUUGCCGUGUUUUUGUGUUGCACGCGCUAUUGGAACAUUCUUUUACGAGAAUUAUAAGCUUUUUUAGAAUUCUUCUAGUACACGUAAGCCAUUUGGUAUUUAUCACACUGAUUUUUAAAAUUACUUUCGACCAAUGAAGUCGAAUUUUCAGUGCUACUAAAAUGAUAGCUCAUUUAAAGGUCAUAAUUAUUUGAAAAAUAAAAAAAACAGAUUUAGAAAGCAAAAAUAUUUCAUAGCUGUUGCCAAAUUGAUGUUUUUGAAAUGAUUUAUUGUUUUUGAAAUGGUAAAAUAAUUUGACCAAUUAAAAGUUGGUAAAUUUUAUUUAAUUGCUUCAGUACGACACUUGUUUUAUAGUUAUUAAUUAAGCCGCAGCGAUAGGCCAAUGUGUAUUAGGAUAUUGAAUGAUUAAAAAAAAAUUUUAAUAGAAAAAAGACUUGCGAGCGACUCAUAACGGGAGACGCAAUGGAAAAGAGAUUUUAUAGUCUGAAAUUAUAAUUACUAAUAUCGGUAUUGUGCAUACAAAAUUUUGAUAAUAUUAUAUUCGAUUUCAAUACCUGUAUAUAUUUUUUUUUGCUGCGUUGCUGCAGACACAACGAGCUGUAUCUUUUUAAAAUUUGUAAAAAUGUUUGGUAAAAAAAUCAUUGAGCACACUUGAUUACAAAACUUUUUCAUGUCUGAAUCUGGUAAUACAUAUCAAGAAGAAAACUUUUUUUUUAAUAAUGAACAAAUAUAAAACAGGAAUAUUAAUCAAAUACAUUUUUGAAGAAAUAUUUUUGUUUUCAAUUGUGCUUGAAACGAUUUAGCGUGGAUGGUUUUUUUUAAUAAUCGCCAUCAGGUACGAUCAUUGUGGCGAGCAUUCUUAAAUCAUGGAGUUACAUUCAUUGAUAAAAAGAAGAAGGAAUAGUUUACAUUUGAAUGAGGGCUCCUACCGCUUUGCUUCUGUAACUUUAAUCACUUAGUAAAUAGAAGCAACGAUACUUUUUGAUACACACAAUAUUUACAUAAACCCUUAACUAUUAGCAAAUAAAUAUUUACUUGAUUUUUAAGUAAAGUUAAUAUUAGUUAUUUAUUAGUGAGUGAAGAAGCACACAUUGUAAAUUCCACUUUGUCAUCGAUAAUUUACAUGUAAUCUAUGUACAAAAUUGUUCUCAAUUCUAACAGAUUUCACAUAUUCCGUUAUUCAUAUCAAUUUAUCCCCUCAUUCGCCGAUGUGUACUGCCUCGAAUACGUCCAUUUAGUACAGCAUUCUUAGAAUAAUUAUGUAUCUAUAUGAAUGUUUUGUAUGGAAAAAAGUAACAAAAAAAUGAAAACUAGUAGUCGUUAAGUAAUUUAUUACUAUACGUAAAGCACGAAACUCGAUUGUCGCUGACUAAUCGAAUGAGGAAACAAGCAAGAUAGGAAUACUAUGAUACGUUGUAGUUUUUAAGCAUAAUACAGUGUUUAAGUAGGGCCCAUUUAAAUGGCAUAACGACCAAGUAGUCAAAAAACACAAAAAGGUUUUUUCUUAUAUUUCGUUCAUGCGCUUCGACCUGGUGUUGAGUCCACCCAGUAGCAAUAAUACAAGUACCUAACACAUCUUCGACUGCAUGUACAUAUGAAUGCGCGAGAGUUGACAAUUUUACUCAUAGCUUUGGUGAAGUGAAGAAUGACAAAACAUGGCCUGCCAUAAAUAAAACAGAAGCAGACAAUUUACAAAGGCGCACACUUACCUAUACAGACAGACACAGACAACACACAAAAAAUACAAAGAAAAAAGAAAGAGUAUCGUACUGUUUUAUUUAUUGUCAGUAUUUGUAACUUUUAAAAAGCUGUGGAGAAAACACAGCGUCAAAGAUUUUAAAGGUAUAACAAAAUCUGUAGGCUAAUGUGAAAACGAAAAAAAAAAACGAGUCCGCUGUACGAUUUAUAAAUAUACACAUGUGUACCUCGAACCAUACAUAUACAUAUAUAUAUAUUUUUUGUUUCGUCGAAAUGAUGAGCGAGGAGAAGAGAAAAGACGAUGAUAAAGUAGAUGGACGGGAUUUUAUGCGCCUCCAAGGCCGUUUUGAUCGAGCGAGAAAUUUUUCGAUCGUGUGAGAGCACGCAGAGACGUUAUACUCGUCGUUCGAGACGGCUCUUGGAGGAUCUUGCGAAGAUUCCCAUUGACCACCAAUAAUAAUGUCAUUAGAUAUAUUCUACUACUCAAGCGCAUAAGAAAUUACAGGCACAUUGUCGGUGUUUUACGCCCAAUGUAAUUUUCACGAUACAACUGUAGACUUGUCUAAUACCUAACUGAUUAAUAACUGUAAUAAAUGAAUGCAAGCAAAAA
Messenger RNA from Nasonia vitripennis (jewel wasp), 7375 nucleotides. RefSeq names its product E3 ubiquitin-protein ligase SH3RF3 (gene POSH). The coding region runs from base 1121 to 3901 and encodes 926 amino acids. Gene Ontology annotation, molecular function: protein binding; ubiquitin protein ligase activity; metal ion binding. The record is from RefSeq and is a predicted model, not a curated record. Gene Ontology annotation, biological process: protein ubiquitination; positive regulation of JNK cascade; positive regulation of proteasomal ubiquitin-dependent protein catabolic process. The transcript has 15 exons. Lineage: Eukaryota; Metazoa; Arthropoda; Insecta; Hymenoptera; Pteromalidae.